AUGCUCCUCCUCCCUUACUCUGCAUCCCGCUAUCAACUGGUAUUCAUCGAAACUCGCAUUAUUGGAGCUGGAAUAUACGCUAUGUUUCCCCCUAAAGAGAAACUCAGUUGCGGGACUGACGGAGCACGCAGGCUCGUAUACGAGAUGACGACUGGACUGGGACACUUGACCCAGUUGAACGCCGCAGGAGGCAAAACCGCCUACAUCAAAGAGCUUGGCGUAGGGCGGCGCCAACGAUUGCAACAAAUCACCGAGAUAGAAAAUCUGAAGACCGCCCCAUCGAGGGCAGCGCUUGUUGAGCGGAGUAGUUUUCAAAGGUUAGCCUUAGAUCAUGUCAGUGGACGCCAGCGUAUGCAAGUUACGUUGAAGCAACUCCAGAAUUGGGAUGCAUUCUGGCGAAUUUUGGAGACAUUAGGAGAUGCAGCGGGCACAUUUGCCUUUUGGGCCGAGCUAAGGGCAUGGCGAAAGUGGGAGUUAAUAGCAGAUGUACCUCGGUCUGAAUCAUAUCACAGUCUACCUUUACAAACUCUCUGUGAUCAGCCAAUACGCGGUGCCGCUGCUUCCGAUUUUGACUCACUUUUAUUUCUAAACGAGAAAUACUUGCUCCACGGUUCGGAGUACCAAGUCGAUUUUCCACUUACGCUCGAUCAUGAGCUCUUUGUCUUAAUACAACACAACACUCUGCGAGGACUGUUAACGAAUAUGGCAAUAUUAGUCCGUCUAAGCGGACAGGACUUCCAAGGAUGGGAUGACUUUUAUACCGAGGACCUGCCAACCCCACCCGAAGAGUCACCACCAUCACUGCAAUUUACGUCUCUACAGAAGAAAGUUUCACAUGAGACUUGGAUCGAUACGAUCCCCUGGGCAAACAUGCGUGACAAUGUCAUUAGGUAUCAGGAUAAGUUUGAUCCUGAUGCACUUUGUUCGGACUUCCUUGGCGGAUUGGAGGAAGGGAAUAACGAUAUCGAACGUCGUGGUAUGAUUCUUUGGGGGGAUCCGUGGACUGAGACUGGAUGGGAACUAAGUGAAAAGUUUAUUAAAAAAUGGUCGUUUUUGUUGCAAGGUUGCGGUGAGGCGAUCAAGUCCACUAAUAAGUGGCGAGCACUACGGGGAGAAAAGAGACUUGCACUCCAUGACUAA
Talaromyces atroroseus is the source of this 1140-nucleotide messenger RNA. RefSeq lists its product as hypothetical. The transcript has 4 exons. Lineage: Eukaryota; Fungi; Ascomycota; Eurotiomycetes; Eurotiales; Trichocomaceae. The record is from RefSeq and is a predicted model, not a curated record. The coding region runs from base 1 to 1140 and encodes 379 amino acids.